Messenger RNA from Helianthus annuus (common sunflower), 2040 nucleotides. RefSeq names its product leucine-rich repeat receptor-like serine/threonine/tyrosine-protein kinase SOBIR1. Gene Ontology annotation, biological process: protein phosphorylation. The record is from RefSeq and is a predicted model, not a curated record. NCBI's taxonomy places the organism in Eukaryota, Viridiplantae, Streptophyta, Magnoliopsida, Asterales, Asteraceae. The transcript has a single exon. The coding region runs from base 84 to 1973 and encodes 629 amino acids. Gene Ontology annotation, molecular function: protein kinase activity; ATP binding; protein binding.
UUAUAAUAUCUCCCCCACUCAAUAAAAAUACGCCACUUGUUCAUUUAUUUUCCGGUGAUCAUCUCCGCCGUUAACCACCACCUAUGGCCACCGUUAACCACCUUCCACUACUCAUUUUCUUCACACUAACCCUCUUAGUUCAAUCCAAAUUAAACCUCAAUCCCACCGACCAUCAUGCCCUCUUAACAAUUCUUCAAGAUUUAAAUUUCUCCGGCGAUCUCCGGCGGCCGGAAAACCUCUGCCACAUCGCCGGAAUAUCAUGUGAUCGGAAAAUUUCAAACGACCACACCCUUAAAGUGACCGGAAUUGUCCUCAAAACUCACCGGCUAACCGGGUUUCUCUCGCCUGCGAUCGGGCAGUUAUCGGAACUCAAAGAAUUGUCAUUGUUUGAUAAUUAUAUAACCGGUGGUAUACCACCGGAAAUUGCCAAUUGCCGGAAAAUUGAAGUUAUUAAUUUGGGUAAGAAUAAGUUUUCCGGCGAGGUUCCGGCGGGAUUAUCUCGUCUCCUCCGGUUAAGAAUCUUGGAUCUUUCGGAAAAUAGAUUUUCCGGUGACUUGGGUUUCUUGAAGUAUUUUCCAAACCUCGAAAAACUCUCACUCGAUAACAAUAUGUUCGUCGGAAAAGUUCCGGUUUCAUUACGUUCGUUUCGAAACCUCCGGUUUUUUAACGUCUCCGGCAAUGGGCUAUUGGACCGCCCAUUGCCGGAGUUGAACCGGUUGGAAUCUUCCUCGCCGGAGUUGGAAAACCGGAGCUAUAAACAUAUCCCGAAACGGUAUGUUUUUGCGGAGUCAACUAAUCAAACCCGAAACAAUGGUUUCGGGUUAGAUAGUCAAGCUCCGGCUCCAGCUCCAGCGGAAGGCCCGGUUCGAAAGCAUAAAAAGAGUAGUAGGAAGAAAAUAAUGGGUUGGGUUCUCGGGUUUUUGGCGGGGUCGAUCGCGGGUAUUAUAUCCGCGAUGAUCAUCUCGGCGCUAAUUAAAAUGGUGUCGAUUACGAUUACGAAUAGAGGGAACCGAUCGGGUCCGGCGAUUUUUAGCCAGUCGAUAAAGGCGGAGGAUAUUGCGUUUCUUGAUGAUGACGAGGCGGUGGCUGCAAUGCCGGUUAUCGGAAGAGGCGGGUGUGGAGAAGUGUACAAAACCGACAUAUCGGACGGCAAGAUCAAAACGAUCGCCAUUAAAAAAAUUGUACAACCUCCUAAAGACGCGGGAGAGCUCACCGCGGAAGACACGAAGAUGCUCAACAAAAAAAUGCGUCAGAUUCGGUCGGAAAUCCAAACUGUCGGUCAAAUUCGACAUAGGAAUCUCUUGUCCUUGCUCGCCCACGUGUCGCGACCCACUUGCCAUUACCUCGUUUACGAGUUCAUGAAAAAUGGAAGCUUACAAGACAUAUUGCAACAAGUUCAAGACGGUACACGACAACUAGAGUGGUUGGCGAGACACAAGAUUGCCCUCGGGGUUGCGUCUGGGCUCGAGUAUCUCCACAUGAGUCAUACCCCUCGUAUAGUCCACCGAGACUUAAAGCCCGCUAACGUGCUCCUUGAUGAUGACAUGGAGGCCCGAAUCGCAGAUUUUGGGCUUGCAAAAUCUAUCCCAGAAGCCGACACGCACAUGACAAGUUCCAAUGUCGCGGGAACUUUAGGUUACAUCGCGCCAGAAUAUCAUCAAACGAUGAAAUUCACCGACAAAUGUGACAUUUAUAGUUUUGGGGUUUUGCUCGGGGUAUUGGUCAUGGGGAAGCUCCCGUCAGAUGAUUUUUUCCAACACACGUCAGAAGUGAAUUUAGUGAAAUGGAUGAGAAAGGUGAUGACGUCGGAUAAUCCGAAAGAAGCAAUAGACCCGAGUCUUUUGGGAAACGGAUACGAGGAACAAAUGCUACUUGUUCUUAAGAUCGCGUGUUUUUGUACUCUUGAUAAUCCUAAAGAGAGGCCUAAUAGUAAAGAUUGUAGGUGUAUGUUGGCUCAAAUCGAGCAUUCAUAAAUGUAACAAAGUUUGUAAUUUUAUUUGUGUACCAUAAUGCGUAACAAAUUGUUUAAAAGGUUUAUUA